Molecule: messenger RNA, 339 nt
Organism: Cooperia oncophora
Lineage: Eukaryota; Metazoa; Nematoda; Chromadorea; Rhabditida; Trichostrongylidae
Source: the annotation of a GenBank genome assembly
AUGGUUUUGCCCAAGGUAGACCGUGCUGUCGAAGUCACUCAGCCCUACACAGGACCUCUAUCGGUGUUCGCGCUCAUCUAUCGUACAUAUGGCAUAAUUUGGCAGUAUAUCCAGGACAACCGCCUUGAAACCCCAACAUUGGCUCGGAGUUCUACGAUAAAGAUGAAAUCUCACCUCUCAAUAGAAGCUCUCGAGUCGAGGCUCGCCAAGAAGAAGUUUGAUUCUGAUGAAGAGUCCAGCGAAAGUGAACCCGAUCACCAAUCAGAAGUUGAAAACCCUGAUGAUGGCAUAGUGGAGAUCAAAGAAGAUGCAGCUGCAGGCGAUAAGAAAGAUAACUAG